ACACCCCUCUGCCUGUGCAGAAAGUGGAGCGUUCCAGCUGGCUUUGGGCUCAGUUGUUGUGCAGAGCUGCAGAAGGCCUGAUAGAGCCAGCUAGACAGACAAGAAGAAGGAAGGGAGGGAUACGUAGACAGAGACAGACACACACUGUGGAUCCAGAGCUUGUGUUGUCAUUUCAUUACCAAUUCAACAAGCAAUACCAGAGAGGAAGGAAACAAAGGAAAGAGGAAGACAAAAAGGAGCUUCAGUGAAAGCAGGGAAAGUAAAAGAGAGGCAAGGUGAAAGAGGAAGGAAGGAAAGGGAGGGAGGAAGGAGGCUGGGGGCAUGAGGCGGGGCGCCUGACUGACAUUGCUGCUCUCGCUAUCAGCUCACACACACACCGAUGUAGGCAGACACACGCAUUCAGCCAGAUUAUGCACUGCACAGUAGCUGCUCUUUUUUAUCCUUUUGCGGAGCCUUGUCCUCCAUCCUUUUUUCUCCUCUGAGCAAGAGGACAAGAGAGACCGAGAGAGGAGGAAGAGGAGGAGGGAAACGGAGGAAGAGGAGGGGAGGCAUUAACCCUUUAAUCUCAUUUACUCAGACACACAGCAGAGAAAAAUAGGGGGAGAAGAGUAAAAAAAGAGAGAAAGCAGCUUUCUGUUCUAUUUCACCUUCUCCUGUGGUCCCUUGGCCAACGAGCGGCUAACAGGCACCGCUCAUGUCCGUGAACUCGGAGAAAUCCUCGUCCCCCGAAAGGCCUGAGACCCAGCAGAAAGCCCCGGUGAGUGCCCCUCCUCCCCCGCCACCCCCUCCGCCUCCCCCUGAGCCAGCAGGGCCCCCGGAGCCAGAGGAGGAGAUCCUGGGCUCCGACGAUGAGGAGCAGGAGGACCCCGCGGACUAUUGCAAAGGAGGGUACCAUCCGGUGAAGAUCGGGGAUUUGUUCAACGGGAGGUACCAUGUGAUUAGGAAGUUGGGGUGGGGGCACUUCUCCACCGUAUGGCUAUGCUGGGACAUACAAGUGAAGAACUUUGUGGCCAUGAAGGUGGUGAAGAGCGCCCAGCAUUACACAGAGACGGCCCUGGAUGAGAUCAAACUGCUGCGAUGUGUGAGAGAAAGCGACCCCGGUGACCCCAACAAGGACAUGGUGGUUCAGCUGAUAGAUGACUUCAAGAUCUCUGGAGUCAACGGCAUACAUGUGUGUAUGGUGUUUGAGGUGCUAGGUCACCACCUGCUGAAGUGGAUUAUUAAAUCCAACUACCAAGGUCUGCCUCUGCCAUGUGUGAAGAGCAUUAUCAAACAGGUGCUGCAGGGUCUUGACUACCUCCACACUAAGUGUAAAAUCAUCCACACGGACAUCAAGCCAGAGAACAUCCUGAUGUGUGUAGAUGAUGCCUUUGUUAGGCGUAUGGCUAUGGAGGCAACCGAAUGGCAGAAGGCUGGAGCCCCCCCACCGUCUGGAUCAGCAGUUAGCACAGCCCCCCAGCUCAAACCGGUGAGUACAACAGAUGUGGGGAAGAUCUCCAAGAACAAGAAGAAGAAGCUGAAGAAGAAACAGAAGCGGCAGGCCGAGCUGCUGGAGAGGCGGAUGCUGGAGAUCGAAGCCUUGGAGAGAGAGGCCGAGAAGAGGGAGGAGAGAGUCAAAGACGGGGAAGAGAAAGGGGAGCAUGAACACAACCUGUCUUCACCCCUGCAGCUGCCGCCACCGCAGCUGGGCCCCAGCAUGGCUCUGGGAGAGAGCGACGAAGAUGAUGAUGAUGACGAGGAGGAUGGGGAAGAUGAGGAGGAGGAGGGAGGCGAGAGGGAGAGGGAGAGAGAGAGAGAGCGAGAGAGGGAGAGAGAGAGGGAGAGGCCCAUCAGGUUGACUAAUCAUACAUGUGCGGCGUCUCCCCAGGAGCAGAGCGAGGCACCCCACAUCACUGAUGAAGACCCUGAUGAGGAGGUGGAAGAGGAGGACGAGCCCACGCGUACUGCUGAAAAAGAUGCCCCCAUUCCCCCCACCACAGACUCUUGUGACAGAGAUCCAACACAAGCAGAGAUAGAAGGCAAGGAGGGGGAGGAGGAGGAUGCUGAGGAAGAAGAGGGGUUGAAAGGGGCAGAGGAUGUGAAUGAGGAAGAGGAGGGGGUGGGGAAGGAAGAGGAGGAGGAAGAGGAAGAGGUGGAGGGAGAAGAAGAGGAGGAGGAGGAGUCAAAGGAGGAAAAAGAGACUGAAAGAGAGGAGAAUGAGACUGGGAAGCCAAAGAGUGAAAGCAAAACAGAUGAGGCGGCAGUGGCAGAAGCAGAGGAGUCGAAGGAGCAGGAGGGGGAGGAUGAGGAGGACGAGGAUGAGGAUGAAGAAGAGGAGGAUGACGACGAGGAAGACGAAGAUGACGACACAACCACGGAACUCCUCACGGAAACCUCCUGUCCCAUCAAACCCCACAACAACAAAAGCAAUUCAGCCAAAACCAAUGGUCACGUUUUGUUGGGACCUGAAGGACUGAAACCAAACCCUGGCAAUCCUCCCCCUCCCUCGCCCACCGCUGAGCAUCUACUCUGCCCCCUGGUGGAGUCCGAGCUCAGCUACACAGACAGGGACCACUCUCUCAGCUCCGGUUAUGAGAUGUAUAAUGGCGACUUGGGCGAGCCGGGGCUUACCAACGGUGGUAGUGACCGCCACCCGACCAUCAUGCCUCUCUUCCCCGACUUGCCCCUGGAUCCUGUGCCGGGAAACCCCACUUCUGUUGAAACGGUAGACAUUGGAGCAGGCCAGUCACCCAACAGCCCCAGCGCUGACCGUAGUCGCACUGUGUCGUCCUCGAGCACAGGAGACACACCCAAAGUCAGAGCCAGAGCUGCAGAUCUCCUGAUCAACCCACUAGACCCGCGCAACGCUGAGUCAAUUCGAGUCAAAAUCGCUGAUCUCGGAAAUGCCUGCUGGGUGCACAAGCACUUUACAGAGGACAUCCAGACGAGACAAUACCGUUCCAUUGAAGUCUUGAUAGGAGCUGGUUACAGCACUCCUGCAGACAUCUGGAGCACUGCCUGCAUGGCAUUUGAGCUGGCUACUGGAGAUUACUUGUUUGAGCCUCAUUCCGGAGAGGACUACUCCCGUGAUGAGGACCACAUAGCCCACAUCAUAGAGCUGCUGGGCUGUAUUCCGAGGCACUUUGCACUCUCCGGAAAAUAUUCCCGGGAGUUCUUCAACCGAAGAGUUGUAAAGUGCACUGAGACCAUGUCUAAUGGUGAGCUGCGGCACAUCACCAAGCUGAAGCCCUGGUCCCUGUUUGACGUGCUGGUGGAGAAGUACGGCUGGGCACACGAAGACGCCGGCCACUUUACCCACUUCCUUCUGCCCAUGCUGGAGAUGGUGCCUGAGAAGAGGGCCUCGGCCGGCGAAUGCCUCAAUCACCCCUGGCUCAACUCGUAGCCACAAUCUCUGAUCAGACGCCCUCCUCCCCUUGUCCACCAACAGUUAGCCCAAACAUCACCUCCUGGUGGCAGCCUAUGGAACAACAGCAUGGAGACAGAGUCAGAGUAGAUGAUUAAGACUUCUUCUUUCCUGCCCUACCCCACGCAUCCAUUACAUGCUUAUCUGAGUAGGCUUACGUCCCACACAAGCCCCUCAUCUUUUCCUAUAAGGAAUGUGAAGACAAGCUUAUGGAGAUUACAUGACAUAGUAACUGUGUUUUCCAAAACAUCUCCUAAAAAGAUCAUUUGAAGAUGGAUGCUGCUCACGAAUUGGGAGAAGUUAGGCACUAUCUGAAAGAAAUUUGCUUUCCUUCUUCUCUUCUGUCAUCAAGAUAUCAGCAAGUACCUUUCAUCUAAUCUCCAAAUUCUCAGUUUUACCUUGUUUGGAUCUAGUCAUGGACCACUGAGAGCUGCUGAUCGUUUUAACGACGAGAAAGGAAAGUCAACAAGAAGCUCCAUCUGCCAUGACCUUUACAUAGCCAGGGCCUCAGAGACAGACAGGUUUGUGUGUUUUUGGGAGAGAUAUGUGCCUGUGCUCAAGAUCUGCCAACAUAGACCCAAGUUUACAACAUGAUUUCUUUCACAAAUCCGAUCCCAAAAAGCCCCUCUUACCUGUUUGGUUACUCAUUUACCCCCAUUCUAAAUGAGCUGCACGCUCCUGCUGGGGGCCACCUCAGAGAACUGGAGGGCAGCCAGUCCUCCAGGGAGCAGCCCACUGGCAGUUACCACUCUGACAAAGACGAACAGAAAAAGUGCAGUAUGAGCAAAAACACAAAAAUACAAUCAAUUAAUUGUGGAGGAGGACUGCUUGGUCUUUAAAGACAAUUUUUAAAAUGCAUGGAGAGACUGAUGGAUUAGCAUGAAUGGAUAGGACAAAGGGACAAUGGAUGCAUCAUUUUAUUUGUGCAUUUUGCUGGUUUCUUUCCCAUUUCAUCACCUCUCUUAGACAUACUGUCAGAAAGAAUUAUUUUAGGAUAUUUUGGUGCAACCUCUGAGGAAGCUAACUAUGUUACAACUCCGUCUUCUCCAACUUUUGACAUUCCUAAAUCUUGGUCUGUGCCAUCAUUCCUGACUUUGAUUUCCAGGUACACUUCUGUUGAGUCUUUUUGUGGCACAUUUACCUGAUCUGAUUGGUACUAUUCCCUCUUUUUUCCCUAUAGAGGAACCCUUUGAUCCCUAAGCUACUCCAGAAAGGGGAUGGUCACGUGGAUGUUGCACUGGUCUUUGUAGAUGUCCUUCAGGGAUUUGAAACCUUUGUACAUAGAACUGAGAUCUUACAACGCAGAUAAGCAACUGUGGACAAAGUUUCACCACAAGCAUCAUUCCAAAAACAGAAGAUGGUGUUGGCAUAUCUUGACUUCCUCUGAAGCAGUAGGGGGUGGUUUGCCGCCAUAGCUCCGGCCCCGGAGGAAUGUUCAGGCUGAACAGUGCCACCUGGUGGCUGAAUGAGAGUACUGCGUUGCCACACUGCUGCUGCUCUCAGUGCCAACGCUCCAGACGUUCCACUGUCUCUCCACUUAAUCUCUAUUUCUCUGUCACACACACACACACACACACACUUGCAUCAUCACGAUUAGUCCAGUUGCCUAUUUUUCGCAAUAAAUGAAAAAAGAUGAGUAUAAGUAAAUUGUGAGAUAUUUUUAAAAACUAUUUAAUUCAUU
Messenger RNA from Etheostoma cragini (Arkansas darter), 5084 nucleotides. It is a transcript of the gene srpk2, whose product is annotated as SRSF protein kinase 2. Gene Ontology annotation, biological process: regulation of mRNA processing; protein phosphorylation; spliceosomal complex assembly. Gene Ontology annotation, molecular function: protein kinase activity; ATP binding. The transcript has 16 exons. Bases 695 to 3382 code for a protein of 895 amino acids. NCBI's taxonomy places the organism in Eukaryota, Metazoa, Chordata, Actinopteri, Perciformes, Percidae. The record is from RefSeq and is a predicted model, not a curated record.